Molecule: messenger RNA, 1365 nt
Organism: Caenorhabditis remanei
Lineage: Eukaryota; Metazoa; Nematoda; Chromadorea; Rhabditida; Rhabditidae
Exons: 7
Coding region: 1-1365 (454 amino acids)
Source: RefSeq, a predicted model, not a curated record
AUGGCUGUUGAAUGGUCUGCUCUCCCACCCGAAGUGAAACAAGAAGCUUACAAAAAGCUGGAUUUUAUCAGCAGAUUGGAAUUUGUGAAAAAGGAAGGAGGAACUUUGGUCUACAGAACCCAGAAUAGCUAUGACCCAAAAGAGGCUACUAUCAAGUUUCUCCCUUCUGAAGAUCCACACAAAACGGGUGCGUUCCUCCUGAGACAAUUUUUCAAUCGGAAUCCCCAUAGUCUCAUCGAAACUUUCGAAUGGGAUUUGGAGUAUUUCAAUGAAAAGGAUUCAUGUGGAAUCAGUUGGGAAACUAUCAACAUCCUUAAUCAUUUCCGUGCUUGCAAGUUUCGAAUCAAAAAGUUGGUAAUGGAUGAUACGACGCAGCUGGAUAUGCGAAAAGUGAUGAGUUUGAUCUGCGAUUGGGAAAUAUUGGAGAGAAUCGAGAGUCUCCGAUUGGAAGUUGAUCCGGAAUGUCUGACACCGAGAAAGUUCUUCGAUAGAACUGAUUUGUUCUCGAGAACUGUUCCGUUCCAUGAUUCCGCCAUCUGGAUGUCUGAUCGUCGUGGUGAAACACCCGGUUUCCUAGCACAGAUUGCUCAAAUCUCGACAAAAGAUUGUGUGACAACUGCUCGUUUCGCCGAGAUGGAUGACUUGUGUCUUUUUGAUGCACAGAAUUUCCCCGCAACCAAAGUGAAUGAUAAAGUAACAGGAAAAAGACAAUUGCAUCGAAAUAUCAACGUUGUCUUCCGCUACUGUAAGUCUGAAUGUGGAUUCUGGUGCCAUGCUGUCAAAAAAGAAUACGAGAAGUUAUUCAUAGAUUACUUCAAGAAUGAGAAAUGCGGUCUCCGUUGGCUCUGCAAGAAGUGUUCAGAUCCCUUCGAGUACUGGUACUAUCAAAAUAUCGGUCGCCGCGUUCUGGAUGAACCGGAAUGGCUCGGAAUUGUUGAAAAACCAGAUGAUGAGGAUGAGGCGGAAUUUUUAAAAUUGAAAUGUGAAACUAUGAGACAGGAGUUUGAAAAUAAUGAUAAGAAACAAAAAAAGGAGAAUGUUCAAAAGCAUGUUAUUCAGAAGGCAUGGGGAUUCAGGACCUCUAACUCGGAUAAGAAUUUGGAUGAGAUUAUCACGGAAUUCUCACAAACAAAAAUCUCGAGCUCUUCCGAUUCUGCAUCUUCUUCCGCCUUGAAACAUGAUAAAGAGGAGGAAUUGGAUUCGAAAGCUCUGAGAAGAGCUGAAAAGAACAAGAAGAGAAGUCAAAGAAAUAGAGAGAAGCUGAAAAAUAAGAAGCAGAUAAAAAAAGCUGCGAAAAAGAGGGAUUCAGAUUCAACUGAAUCUGAAACUUCAGGAAAGCUGCAAUCUGAGAAAAGUGAAAAAUGA